ACGCCCCACCAAAUCUCGAACAGAUCGAUGAGGCCAGCCGCUUGGUCAUCGAACAGCGGGCCGAGGCCCUAGGCAUCACACCAGAGGAAUACAGCAUGAGCAUUUGGAAGACGAUCCGUGAGCAGAUGGGUCUUCCCGCCGAGGUGCCAGCACCGGCACCCCAGCCCGCACCUACGUCAGCGCCAACACCUCAGGGUGGACAGUCGCAGGCCAACCCUGACAUCUUCCAGCCGACCAGCACGAGGACCUUCACUCAGACAGAAGAAGUCCAGCGCCGUUCCCCUCUUCUCGACCUUAUCGGCCACACUGAGGGGACAGACCAGCAGGACGCCUACAACGAGACCCUCGGCUAUGGCAUCUUGGUGGAUGGCGUACGCUCUGGGGGCCGAGGAUCGGAUGUUGACCUCACUGGUAUGACCCUCGGGGAGAUCGACCAGCUCCAGACGCGGAUGCUCCGAGACCCUGACAACAAGUGGAACUCGUCGGCGGUCGGUCGGUAUCAGAUCAUCAGGACAACCCUUCGAGGUCUGAAGCGUGAGCUGGGACUUUCGGACGACACUGUGUUCACCCCAGAGCUCCAGGAUCGGCUAGCACUAGUCCUCCUCGACCGGCGUGGGCUUUCCGAUUGGGAGGCGGGGCGCAUCAGCGAUGAGCAGUUCCAAGACAACCUCGCCUACGAGUGGGCCUCCCUCCCCCUCGCCACCGGAAUGGGGGCCUACGAGGGACAGCGAGUCGGGACCGAUACCAACGGCCUGAUGUCAGCCUUCGCGGCCAUGCGUAAUGGGACCGGCAACGCGGCCCUUGAUGCCAUCGACCAGGUGACCUCAGAACCCAACGUGGCCUAUGCCAACAUUGAGGACUGGGAGCGGCCCCGUUUCCUUGAGUGGAACCCCGAUCCGGUCGGCAACCACGAGGCCAACCUUGCGACCAUCAACCCUACGCUGGCCUCGGUGGUCCGCAGAGCUCAGGAGAUCGCCGGGGUGGACUUCGUGGUCGGCUCAGGCAAACGCGACGAAGCCCUCCAACGCAAAGCCAUGCAGUGGGGAUGGUCCAAGACGAUGGACAGCGACCACCUGGAAGGCGGAGCCGUGGACCUCUGGCCGCUCGACCCGAAUGGAGCCGUCAAGUUCGACCGAAACCUUCAGAUGCAGAUCGUGGAGGCCAUGCGGACUGCCGCAGCGGAACUUGGUGUUGAACUCGACAUCGGGGCCGACUGGCAGUCCUUCCAAGACCUCCCACACUUCGCCGUGGAUCAGCGUAUUGCCCAAGAGAAGGGUAUCGCCACGCCUUCCCAACCGGCCACGCCUGAAACCGCACCCGAGGCAGCCCCCCAAGUCCCCGAGAUCGGCACUGGUGGCCUAACCGGGGUUAUCAACUCGGUGGGGUCCGGUAUCGUGGAGGCGGGUUUCCAGACCAAGGACUUCUUCUUCGGGGAGCCUGCCCAGGAGGACAAGUCGUGGCUCCGCCAGCAGCACGAGGCGUUCACCCAGCAGCUCGAUGAGGCCAGUGUGGUCAACUCGGUGGUGGGCGACAUCUCGCAGUUUAGCGCUGGGCUCGUUGGGGCUGGAAAGCUCAUGGCACCCCUCAAAGCUACAGGAGGUGUUGCCCGUGGUGCCUGGGAGGUUGCUCGUGGUGCGGUUGCCGGGUUCCUCGCCCUCGAUCCUCACGAGGAGCGGCUCUCUAACCUGAUCCAGAACUACGAGUUCCUGCGGAACCCCGUCACGGAAUACCUUGCCGCCGAGGAAGGGGACUCAGCCAUUGAGGGCCGCUUUAAGAACGCCCUCGAAGGCAUCGGCAUGGACCUCGCUCUGGUGGGGAUACUUGAGGGCAGCCUCCGAGUCAUCAAGGCAUUGCGUCGGGGUGACGAAGCGGGUGCCCAAGAGGCCAUGCGUGAGGUGGAAGAGCUUCAGGCCCAGCGCGGUGCCGAUGACCAGAGUGCCAUGGAUGCCAUUGAAGGCCGCCAGGUGCCGGACGGCCCUGGAUCAGCUCCGAGGACUGACGUGGAGAUGCCCGAAGGUAUCCCCCAGAUCACAGUCAGGGCUGGCGAUGGGAUGCAGGAUGGGGUGGAUGUCCCCACAGGCACACGGAAUGUAGCUGAGGUCGAAAUCGAGCCAGUACGCUCCGAAGCCCAGGCGGUCCCCCUCCGCCCCCGCGAUCAAGGCUAUGACCCCACGGUCAACGUCUCCGAUAUGGACGUUACGGGGAUCAUCCAAGGCGUUGAGGCUGACACAGCGGCCAUCGAGCGGUUCGGCUCUCGGGAGGCGGCAGAGCGGGCAGGUCAUACCUUCGCCCCCGCCAACCUUCCGUGGCAGAAGAUCAACUCGACGGAAGACGUUGAGGCCCUCAUUGCUCGUACCGCCCAGACGUUGCGGACCCAGAUGGACCUCGCCAAGGGCGGAAGUGUGCUGACGGACGAGCGGGUCGGCAAGAUGCUCCAGAAUAGUGCGGAACUCUUCGGAGCCGACCCCGAAGUCAUCAUGGGGGAGAUCGCUAAGUCGGGCGAACGGGCGACCAAAAUGGUGGCCGACAUGGAGGCCGCAUACAUAAUCUCCCGGAAGCUCUUUGAGGGGUCCUAUGAUCUGGCCAACAAGAUCAGGGCCGGGAACCUCGGUGAGUUCGGGGGGAACCUUCAGGCCGCCCAAGCGGAGCUGACCAAGCGUUUCCAAGCAGCCGCCGAUAUGAUGGCCCAAGGUGCGUCCAUCCGGGCGGCAUCGGGUCGGGCUCUUCGUCGGAACCGUAGGCAGUUCGCCAUCCGGGCCGAGGACGUGGAUAAGUUCAAGGACAUCCCUAAGGACAAGCUGGCGGAGAUACUCGGCUCGACCGGGGGCGACAUCAAGAAGCUCCGCGAGGCGGCCAACCCCGGGUUCUGGCGUCGGGUUCUGGAUGAGGGGACGUUCCUCCUCACCAAUAACCUCCUGUGGAACUGGACGACCCACGCGGUGAACACCUCCACCAACCUCUACAUGCUGGUGGCGCGUCCCGUGGAGAAGAUGAUCGGGUCGAUGAUUCAGGGCUCCCGUGGGUCGGCGGUACGUAAGCAGGCCAUGCAGGAGUUCGCAUACACCAUGUACUCGGUGUCCGAUGCCUGGAAGGGUCUCAGCGAUGCCUUCCUGAAGGCUGACUCCGUGCUGGCUCCGCAUACGGACGAAUAUUUCCAAGGAGGGUCGCGGGUCCAGCAACCUCAGAUCGCCUUCAAGCCCAUCAAGGACACAUGGGACCUCUUCUACAAUGGUCUCGUGGCGGCCAACUACAAGCAGGCUGGACAAGCGGCUGGGAAAGCUGCCGGUGCGGCAUAUCGGACUGGUGUUGGGCUCCCCACCCGAGCGUUGGGCUCCGUGGAUGAGUUCAUCAAGCAGCUUCGCUAUCGGGCCAUCGUACAGGCGAGGGCCUCGGUGGAGGGCUCUGAUGCAGGGCUCAAGGGGAUCGACCUUCAGAAGCACAUCGAGAAGCGUCUUGAAGAAGCCUUCACGCCCGAUGGUCGAGGGAUCGAUGAGGCAGCACUACGCGAAGCUCAGAUCACCACGUUCCAGCAGGAGCUACUUCCGGGGACCCUCGGCAAGGCGGUGCAGAACUUCCGACACAACUGGCCAGCAACGGCCUUCGUGUUGCCCUUCGUGAAGACCCCCAUCAACGUCCUUCGGUAUGCCACCAAGAUGACGCCUGGAUUGAACAUGAUCCAGAAGGAGUACCGUCAGAUGCUCAUGGGUCAGAUGGGGUCCGAACAACAGGCCCACGCCAUUGGGCAGAUGGCCUUAGGGUCCCUCUUCAUGGCGACCGCAGCGAACUUGGCACUGAGUGGCCGCAUCACAGGAUCGGGACCAACGGACUAUGAACUCCAGAAGCAACUCAUGGCGACAGGGUGGCAGCCCUACAGCAUCGUCAUCGACGGACCUGAUGGAGAGAAGACCUACUUCCCAAUCGGACGGUUCGAUCCCGUGGGUAUGCCAUUCGGGAUGGUGGCCGAUCUGGUUGACAUGCUGGUCACCAACCCUGACAACCGGAAGGCCGAAGAGGGCAUCAUGGCGGUCGGCGUGGCGCUGGCCAAUGCGUUCUCCGAGAAGACCUUCCUGAUGAACCUCAACCAGGCAAUCGACGCCCUGAGCAAUCCGGGUGACGGCGGCCAGAACAUCUCGAAGUACCUCGGGAACCUUGGAGGGAAUCUCAUCCCCGGCUCCUCGGCGUGGCGCAACUAUGCCAAUCAGGACCCCUACAUGAGGGACGCCCGCAUGUUCCUCGACAGGACGAUGAGCGGGAUGCCGGGAUACUCGGAGACGAUCCCCCCGCAGCGGGACAGCUUUGGGGACCCCAUCUGGCGCAAGCGGGGCCUGACGACCGGCGAAGACGUGGACAUCGUGGAGUCCGAACACAAUCGGAUCAUCAUGGAGACCGGGAACGGCAUCCGCCCACCCUCCCCGCACAUCGGCGGCAUGGACCUACGCAAGGUUGAACUCUCAGAUGGCCGCAAUGCCUUCGACGUGUAUCAGCAGCUUGUGGCCCAGCCGGGUAAUGGCCUCAGCCUGAAGGAAGCCCUUGCGACGGCCAUCCAGUCGAGUGGCUAUGAGCGUCUGGUUGAUGGUGACCCCAGCCUGAGGGGCACCAAGAUCGGGAUGCUUAUGGACAUCGUUGGGCGGUACCGGACGGCAGGGCGUCAAGCUCUCCUCGCCCAGUACCCCGAGUUGCGCCAGCAGAUGCAGCAGAGCCAGAUCGACCUCAG
Molecule: messenger RNA, 4714 nt
Organism: Symbiodinium necroappetens
Lineage: Eukaryota; Dinophyceae; Suessiales; Symbiodiniaceae
Source: the annotation of a GenBank genome assembly